Messenger RNA from Elaeis guineensis (African oil palm), 1211 nucleotides. Its product is annotated as abscisic acid receptor PYL4. Gene Ontology annotation, molecular function: protein phosphatase inhibitor activity; abscisic acid binding; signaling receptor activity. NCBI's taxonomy places the organism in Eukaryota, Viridiplantae, Streptophyta, Magnoliopsida, Arecales, Arecaceae. Gene Ontology annotation, cellular component: nucleus; cytoplasm. The record is from RefSeq and is a predicted model, not a curated record. Gene Ontology annotation, biological process: abscisic acid-activated signaling pathway.
AAAAAGAAAAAGAAAUCCCAAUUGCUCAAUUUGCACUACAACCAACAAUAUUAAACCUUUUAUCCAAUAAAAUAAAUAUAAUCUAACCCCAUACUUUUCCAACAUGUCAAAAUAUAUACAAACCUCCCUUAACAAACUCAAAACCAUCUCUCUUUGCGGUGCCGAGUAAUGCCUUGCACUCCUCCUCCCAAGUCCUCCGUCCAACACCAGAGGCUCAGCACCACAGCCGGCGGCGGUGUCACCAACGGGAACAGCAUGACCCAGGGGUCUAUUGCCGGCGGCAAGACGGUGGCGGGGGAGAGGUGCACGGCGCACGCGGUGCCGGAGGAGGUGGCGCACGUGGUGCCGGAGGAGGUGGCGCAGCAUCACGAGCACGCGGUGGGGCCACAACAGUGCUGCUCCGCCGUGGUCCAGACCAUCGCCGCACCCGUGCCGACGGUGUGGUCGGUGGUCCGCCGCUUCGACAAGCCCCAGACCUACAAGCACUUCCUCAAGAGCUGCCACGUCCUCGUCGGCGACGGCGACGUCGGCACACUCCGCGAGGUCCAGGUGGUCUCCGGCCUCCCGGCGGAGACCAGCACCGAGCGCCUCGAGAUCCUAGACGACGAGCGCCACGUGCUCAGCUUCCGGAUCGUCGGCGGGGAGCACAGGCUGGCGAACUACCGGUCAGUGACCACCCUCCACGCGGUCGGCGGGGGCACGGUGGUGGUGGAAUCGUACGUGGUCGACGUGCCGGUGGGGAACACGAGGGAGGACACGCGGGUCUUCGCGGACACAAUCGUCAAGUGCAACCUUCAGUCGCUGGCGCGCACCGCCGAGAGCCUCGCUCGGCGCGGCGGCGCCGAUGGAGGGCAGACUCGUAAUUAAGUCCCGGAACGGGGCUUCCUUUUUUUAGCAAGCUGGAUCAUUUGGUUUUUUUCGCCCUCUGGAACUCGUCCCGGGCGUGGGGACCACCGCGCCCACCCACUUGAAACGAGACGACGACUACGUUGUACCGCAAAUUCAUAGCCUUCUUUCCUUUCUUCUCUUUAUUUCUCUCUGUUUUUUCCCCCUCCUCCAGUCUUCCUUCCCCUUUUCUUUCUUUUAUUUUUAUUUUUUUUCUCUUUUUUAGGUAUACAAGUAUUAUAAACUAUUGUGAAUAAUGCCCCCACUUUCUCUCUCUUAAAUUUGUUCAUACUUGUCUUUCAAAGCAAGGUCUAUCUUUUUGAUUA